CUCUCUGAGUAAAAGUGUUCUGUGGACACAAGCACAACACAACACGCAAAUAGUAGCGCUUGGUUUGUUUUGGGUUAUGAAUUCAUAGUAUUUUCUAUUUUAUAAAUGCAGUGAGGCUUAUCAUUUUAUUACAUUUUCUAAAUCAUAAUGCCGCCACCAGAUUUAUUAUCCAGUCAAGGUUUGCGUCUCGACGGUCGUAGACCUAACGAGUUACGUAGAAUAAGAUGUAAACUAGGAGUUUUCACUCAGCCUGAUGGAAGUGCCUAUUUAGAACAGGGAAAUACGAAGGUUUUGGCUGCUGUUUAUGGUCCACAUCAGGCAGCCAAAUCCAAAAGCUCUGUAGAAGGGGUUGUUGUCAAUUGUCAAUACAGUAUGGCUACAUUUUCUACUGGUGAAAGAAAAAAUCGACCACGUGGUGAUCGCAAGUCACAAGAAAUGUCACUCCAUCUAAGGCAAGCACUAACAGCAGCUAUCAAGACGGAACUGUACCCUCGCUCUCAGAUCGACAUCUACAUAGAAGUUUUACAGGCAGACGGCGGCGCAUACUGCGCGAGCGUGAACGCGGCGACGCUGGCGCUGGUGGACGCGGGCGUGCCGCUGCGUGCGUACGCGUGCGCGUGCAGCGCGUCCAUGGCGUGGCGCGCGGAGCAGCCCGAGCCGCUGCUCGACGUGGGCCACGUGGAGGAGGCGGCGGGCGGUGUGGUGCUCACCGUGGCCAGCCUGCCCAGCACUGGUAGUAUAGCUCUAUUGGAGUUGUCCCACAGACUACACAGUGACUAUUUCGAAAUGGUCUUAAGUAGAGCCAUGCAAGGCUGUAGAGAUAUUGAGAUCGUACUGGAUAAGGCAGUAAGAGAGCAUUUAGCAGAAGGUUGGACAAAAGAAGACAUUGUAACAAUAUGAAAUAUACGAAUUAAACUAUAUGACGUUUUUA
Messenger RNA from Nymphalis io (European peacock), 931 nucleotides. RefSeq names its product exosome complex component RRP41 (gene Ski6). Lineage: Eukaryota; Metazoa; Arthropoda; Insecta; Lepidoptera; Nymphalidae. The transcript is spliced from 6 exons. The coding region runs from base 148 to 900 and encodes 250 amino acids. Gene Ontology annotation, cellular component: nucleolus; cytoplasmic exosome (RNase complex); nuclear exosome (RNase complex). Gene Ontology annotation, biological process: nuclear mRNA surveillance; rRNA catabolic process; U4 snRNA 3'-end processing. The record is from RefSeq and is a predicted model, not a curated record.